AUGGCAGUGCGGGCGGGUGGCGAGGCCCUUCUCCUUCUCCUCCUCCUCCUCCCGCCGCUGCUCACUGCCCUGCUGGAUGCGGAGCCGCCGGGCUCCGGGGCCGAGAGUGAGCGGGCGGAGCCGGCGGAGCAGGGUCUGAAUGCCCUUGAGUCCACAAAACCAGAAUUUGGAGAAUGCACAGUUACAUGUGGGAUUGGCAUUCAAGAAGUUCUGUUAACAAGUGGAUGCCCUGGGGAUGAAGCAAAAUGUAUUGUUGGUGUGAAGGAAUGCCGUGGGCCAGUGGACUGUGGAUGGGGAAGACCAAUUUCUGAGAACUCUACAAGCGUGAUGAUGACUUGUAUUUAUAUCUCUCCUGAAAAUCGAUUUAAAUAUGUUUGGAAGAUGUUAAUUCCAGACAAGCCAGCAAGCAUUCUUCCCAAUGACUCAGCUGUUGUGGUAGUACGCAGAGCUACGCGCUCAGUUACUUACCUGUGUGAAACUCAAGAAAAUGGAAGUAUAAUUGCCUCUGUAAAAUAUGCAGUGAAAGCAACAACUGAACUGAAAACAAAACAACCAAAGGGAAAAGAAAAAGGACAAUCAAGGAGAAGAAGGGCAAGUGCCAUUCUGGUCUUUUGCGUGGUUACUGCAGUCAUUGUGACCAUUGGUGUGAUCUUUGUCAUAAUCUUUAUAAUUCUUCACUGGGCUGUUGUCAAAACUGGUUUGGUUUGUCAAGAUGACAAAUACAAAAAACGGACCAACAAAAGUGCAGUGAAUACCUUGGAAUAA
Centrocercus urophasianus (Greater sage-grouse) is the source of this 765-nucleotide messenger RNA. RefSeq names its product sperm acrosome associated 1 (gene SPACA1). Lineage: Eukaryota; Metazoa; Chordata; Aves; Galliformes; Phasianidae. The transcript has 7 exons. Gene Ontology annotation, cellular component: acrosomal membrane. The record is from RefSeq and is a predicted model, not a curated record. The coding region runs from base 1 to 765 and encodes 254 amino acids. Gene Ontology annotation, biological process: acrosome assembly.